This is a messenger RNA of Cyclopterus lumpus (lumpfish), 834 nucleotides long. RefSeq names its product SIX homeobox 3b (gene six3b). Gene Ontology annotation, molecular function: DNA-binding transcription factor activity, RNA polymerase II-specific; RNA polymerase II cis-regulatory region sequence-specific DNA binding. Gene Ontology annotation, cellular component: nucleus; transcription regulator complex. Gene Ontology annotation, biological process: regulation of transcription by RNA polymerase II; eye development. NCBI's taxonomy places the organism in Eukaryota, Metazoa, Chordata, Actinopteri, Perciformes, Cyclopteridae. The record is from RefSeq and is a predicted model, not a curated record. Bases 1 to 834 code for a protein of 277 amino acids. The transcript has 2 exons.
AUGGUGUUCAGAUCGCCGCUCGACUUUUUCUCAGCCUCCCGCAUCCUCCUUCCACACUUCGCCGAUGGGCCCCCUGUUCUGGCACGCUCACGGUCCCCGGAGGACCCUCCAUCCGCAUGUCCUCCCCUGGCUCUCCCGGGGCUGUGUUUCUCAGCGGCGCAGAUCGCCAGCGUCUGCGAGACCCUGGAGGAGACCGGGGACAUCGAGCGGCUGGCCCGCUUCCUCUGGUCUCUCCCGGUGUCCGCAGACGGUCGAGAUUCCAUCUCUGAGCACGAGUCCGUGCAGCGCGCUCGCGCCGUGGUGGCCUACCACACGGGGAGUUUCCGCGAGCUUUAUCACAUCCUGGAGACGCACCGCUUUACGCGCGCCUCGCACGGCAAACUGCAGGCGAUGUGGCUCGAAGCUCACUACCGGGAGGCGGAGAAGCUCCGGGGGCGACCGCUCGGACCUGUUGACAAGUACCGCGUGAGGAAGAAGUUCCCCCUGCCGAGGACAAUCUGGGACGGCGAGCAGAAGACGCACUGCUUCAAAGAGCGCACGCGGGGGCUGCUGAGAGAGUGGUACCUGCAGGACCCGUACCCGAAUCCCGGGAAGAAGCGGGAGCUGGCGCACGCAACCGGACUCACGCCGACUCAGGUUGGGAACUGGUUCAAAAAUCGGAGACAGAGAGACCGGGCGGCAGCAGCUAAAAACAGGUUGCAACACCACCGGAUGUGUCCAGGCGGUGCUCGGUCAUUCAGCGGAGGAGAGUGCAGUCCAGACGAAAGCGGGGAGCGCGCCGAUGGAGAAACUCUUCUCUCAGUAACAGACAGUGACUCUGACUUGGAUGUUUGA